UGAUAACGUCGCAAAAUACAAAACGGRACAAUUAUUUCCGAAUCCCGGACUGUUUUCUGUCUGAKCAAUUUUUUCCGAGGAUACGCUGGUGCGGAUCUCAUGCAAAUGGUGUGAAAAAGUUCUCAACGAUGUUGUCGUUGAGAAUUGGACGCGACUUGUCCAAGUGCAUGGUGGCUGCUGGCCGCUGUUCUCUGUUGCAAUUGCGUCUGCCGACGUGCGGGACCAAUUUAAUUCGACGAAGUUAUGGUGACCGCGGCAACACCAUUGGAGGUGGUCGCGAUGGAGGCAAAGGCGACGAUGACGAUGAUGGGUUCGUUAAACCCGGCAACUACAAGGUAUUCAAGGAUGACGACUCGUCAGUGAUUUUGGACGUGGAAGAGGAACGAGCACUGCUUGACGCGCAGUUGUCCGCUGAUGAUGGCCGUUCAGGUUUUGAAGAAAUUGAUCCAUUCGCUGGUUUUGAUGUAUCACGUGGCGUGUCCGGAGUGUUUGAAGUGGAGCAGCUAGUCGAAGUGCUCCAAAAGAACAAUGCCUCGAAUGUGUUCGUCGCGUCYAUCCCGGCCAAUGUGAGGUACGUCGAUUACAUAGUAAUUGCGACGGGGAGAUCGCAAAAACAUUUGUUGUCAAUCGCCGAUUUCAUUCACAAGCUUUUUAAGAAAAAGCGCCGUUCAUCGGACAACAUACCCAGAAUAGUGAAUAAGAAGCCUAUAGACUGGAUUGCAUUAGACAUAGGUAAUAUAGCUGUACACUUGUUGACAAAAGACACUAGGAAGAACUUCGACUUGGAGACAAUUUGGAGCGUUGGAGAAAAGUUCGAUUCCCACUUGAACAGGCCAGUGGAUUCGUUGGUCACGUUAUUGAACGAACACUCGUUUAGUUUAGACAAUUUAGAGCCGGUUGAUUUCGAACAUGUAAAAACUCACUAACUCUUUGGCGUACGAUUUUACUCAAGUCUACUGUAAAUAUGUUUUUGAAUAUUCUGUUUUGUUUUUAUUGUAUUUAAUUUAAAAACGAAAUCACCGUUUUUAUUACAAAAAUUAAAAAAGUAAUAAAAAUAAUUGCCUUGUGUGUGCAUAUUUUUCCACGUAAUCUGAACAUAUUUAAUAUUUUAAAACGAGUGUAAAUUGUAUACGCCCUCAGUAAAUAAUUAUACGUCUACUUAGUAUACUUGACUACUUCAUCUCUAAUACACUGUGGCAAUGUUUAAAUUGUUAGUAAAAUCAACAAUUCAUUGUAUAGGUAGUAGGUAUUGUAUAAUGUAUGGUCAGUUGAUUUAUGCGAAGCCGCGAAGGUAAAUGAAUAACGACUUUACAGUUUUUGUAAAGAGGUGGUACUUACUCAAAAUUGAAAUAAACGACGUAUCAUUAUACUAAACAAUUCUGAAAAAAAAUAAUCUUGGAUACAUCAGCAAAACGAAGAUAAUUCUUUGCAAUUUAAAUUUUUUGGUAUCUGUAUCGGCAAUGAAAAAUACAACGGUGUUAUAAAGGUUUUUAUUUCAUUUUAUUUAUUAUUACUUAUUGAAUUACCCGACUUUACUCUGGUUAAAAUAACUCUAUCUUUGACCGUUUUGUUUCAAUCGAAACAAUGAAACAUAUAAUUCAAACACAAUUAAAAUGAUUAAUUUUAUGAUUUUCCAUUUAGUUCUGGAUAUUAUGUUUUUUAUGUAAACACGAAAAAUGGAUAUAAACUCAACGAAUACCUAACUCUGAUGUAAACCCAACAUCGUUAAGAUUGGUAUUCAUCUUUAAUUUUCAUGUU
Molecule: messenger RNA, 1758 nt
Organism: Diuraphis noxia (Russian wheat aphid)
Lineage: Eukaryota; Metazoa; Arthropoda; Insecta; Hemiptera; Aphididae
Gene: RsfS312
Product: ribosomal silencing factor RsfS-like protein, 312
Biological process (GO): negative regulation of translation; negative regulation of ribosome biogenesis
Cellular component (GO): mitochondrion
Molecular function (GO): ribosomal large subunit binding
Source: RefSeq, a predicted model, not a curated record